Molecule: messenger RNA, 1071 nt
Organism: Pseudocercospora fijiensis CIRAD86
Lineage: Eukaryota; Fungi; Ascomycota; Dothideomycetes; Mycosphaerellales; Mycosphaerellaceae
Exons: 1
Coding region: 1-1071 (356 amino acids)
Biological process (GO): lipid metabolic process
Molecular function (GO): phosphoric diester hydrolase activity
Source: RefSeq, a predicted model, not a curated record
AUGCGCUCGCAAGCAUUGAGCGCCCUGUUCCUCGUCUCCGCAGCAAUCCGAAGCGUUUCGGCUCAGAGCUCGACAGCGUGCAACAAUAGCCCCGACCUUUGCUCCAGGCAGUACAACAACAUUACCUAUUUGGGUACUCAUAAUGCUCCGUUUCUUCGCGAUGCCUCAACAGACUACUCGACAUCUGGCAACCAGUUCUACAACACCUCUGCUCAGCUGUCUGCUGGUGUGCGACUGUUGACUGCCCAAGUCCAAACGCCGGACAACAGCACUUCACUUCAUGUCUGCCAUACAAGUUGUUCUCUGCUCGACGCAGGAACACUGAGCAGCUGGCUCUCCGAAGUCAAGACGUGGCUCGACUCCAACGCGAAUGAGGUAGUAACAAUCUUGCUGGUCAAUGGCGCAAGUGCGAGUGCUUCAGAUUUGGCAGCUGCAUACACUUCAGCGGGCUUGGACUCGUACUCCUACACUCCGGCAGUCACCUCGGCGUCGAGCACAUGGCCUACACUUGAAUCUCUCAUCAGCAAUGGCACGAGAGCAAUGAACUUCGUGGCGACCCUAGACGACAAUUCAGCCGCGCCAUAUCUCAUGAACGAGUUCACCUACAUCGUCGAGAACAGCUACGAGAAUACUGCACCAACAGACUAUUCUUGUGACGUGGAUCGGCCAAGUAGCCUUGCCAAUCAGACCGCCUCAGCAAUGAGCCAAGGCUACAUGACUCUGAUGAACCACUUCCUGUACGAACAGCAGAUCUUCAACAUCCAAAGUCCGAAUGAAUCGUAUGCUCCCACCACCAACGCACCCAGCGGUGGUACUGGCAAUCUCGGGGAUUCUGCGGACGAAUGCACGACUGCUUACGGCAAGGCCCCAAAUUUCUUACUUGUGGACUUCUUCAAUAUGGGUCCGAGCAUCUCAACCGCUGACAGGCUGAAUGGACUGGGCAGCGCGACUGCUCGUCUAAGCCUGCCCGCCACUGCUCCUGACGAAAGCACUGCUUCCAUCUCCAUUCCAAGAACAUCGACAGUGUAUUUAGGCCUCAGUUCGGCCUUGGUUGCAUUUUUCUCCUUAUGA